Pan troglodytes (chimpanzee) is the source of this 1418-nucleotide messenger RNA. Its product is annotated as ATP-sensitive inward rectifier potassium channel 12-like. Gene Ontology annotation, molecular function: inward rectifier potassium channel activity. Gene Ontology annotation, biological process: potassium ion import across plasma membrane; regulation of monoatomic ion transmembrane transport. Gene Ontology annotation, cellular component: plasma membrane. Lineage: Eukaryota; Metazoa; Chordata; Mammalia; Primates; Hominidae. The record is from RefSeq and is a predicted model, not a curated record.
GCCUGGAGCUAGCCUGGGGGAGAGCCAGGGUCCCCCAACCCCCGGGAUGACCGAGACCAGCCAGGCCAACCCCUACAGCAUCGUGUCAUCGGAGGAGGACGGGCUGUGCCUGGUCACCAUGUGGGGCGCCAACGGCUUCGGCAACGGCAAGGUGCACACGCGGCGCAGGUGCUGCAACCGCUUCAUCAAGAAGAAUGGCCAGUGCAACACUGAGUUCGCCAACAUGGACGAGAAGCCACAGUGCUACCUGGCUGACAUGUUCACCACCUGUGUGAACAUCCGCUGGCACUACAUGCUGCUCAUCUUCUCACUGGCCUUCCUUGCCUCCUGGCUGCUGUUUGGUGUCAUCUUCUGGGUCACUGCGGUGGCACACGGUGACCUGGAGCUGGCUGAGGGCUUUGGCUGCACACCCUGUGUGAUGCAGGUGCACGGCUUCAUGGCGGCCUUCCUCUUCUCCAUCAAGACGCAGACCACCAUCGGCUACGGGCUGCGCUGUGUGACGGAGGAGUCCGGGGCCGUCUUCAUGGUGGUGGCCCAGUCCAUCGUGGGCUGCAUCAUCAACUCCUUCAUGAUUGGUACCAUCAUGGCCAAGAUGGCAAGGCCCAAGAAGCGGACACAGAUGCUGCUGUUCAGCCACAACGCCGUGGUGGCCCUGCGUGACGGCAAGCUCUGCCUCAUGUGGCGUGUGGGCAACCUGCGCAAGAGCCACAUUGUGGAAGCCCAUGUGGGCGCGCAGCUCAUCAAGCCGCGGGUCACCGAGGAGGGCGAGUACAUCCCGCUAGACCAGAUCGACAUCGAUGUGGGCUUCGACAAGGGCCUGGACCACAGCUUUCUGGUGUCACCCAUCACCAUCCUGCACGAGAUUGAUGAGGCCAGUCCGCUCUUCGGCAUCAGCCGGCAGGACCUGCAGAUGGACGACUCUGAGAUCGUGGUCAUCCUGGAAGGCAUGGUGGAGGCCACAGCCAUGACCACCCAGGCCCGCAGCUCCUACCUGGCCAAUGAGAUCCUGUGGGGUCACCGCUUUGAGCCCGUGCUCUUCGAGAAGAACCAGUACAAGAUUGACUACUUGCACUUCCACAAGACCUAUGAGGUGCCCUCUACACCCCGCUGCAGCGCGAAGGAUCUGGUGGAGAACAAGUUCCUGCUGCCCAGGGCCAACUCCUUCUGCUACAAGAACGAGCUGGCCUUCCUGAGCAGUGACCAGGAGGAUGAGGCGGACAGAGACCAGGACGGCCAAAGCCGGGACGGCCUCAGCCCCCAGGCCAGGCAUGACUUUGACAGACUCCAGGCUGGUGGCGGGGUCCUGGAGCAGCGGCCCUACAGACGGGAGUCAGAGAUCUGAGCCAACCUUGGCCGACAUGCAGCAUCCACCCCGGGCCGGGGAGAGGCCCCGCGGUUGCUUAGGGGCCCCGGGUUUG